UAAUCAAAUUAAAAUAUUACAGGUACAAUUGGAAUUACGCUUGCAGUAGGGUGGAAUGAGCCAAAUUCAAGAUCAAGAGAUGAUGCUGCAGCAGCAAAUAAAGCAAUGCAAUUCUCAGUUGGACUUUACGCUAAUCCAAUUUUUUCAUUCGACGGCGACUAUCCGAAAAUUGUGAAAACAGCGGUAGCAAGUCGAAGUGCUUUGGAGGGAUUUCCUUAUUCACGCCUUCCGGAAUUAACAGAUGAAGAGAAAAAGUACAUUAAAGGAUCAUCGGACUUCCUUGGAAUCAAUUACUAUUCAACGUCAAUGGUAUCAUCUAAAAAAAAUGAUCCCAUUGGAGAAACAAGCAAGAAUAAAGAUAUUAGUGUUUUAUCAUCGAUUAAUACUAAUAACAGGGAUGCUCCAUGGGGAUUCAGAAAAGUAUUACUGUGGCUCAAUAGUCAAUAUAGAUAUCCAAUGUAUGUUACUGGAAAUGGCUAUUCGGAUGAGGGUGGAAUUAACGAUAACCAACGAGUUAAUUAUUAUCAGACGCAUCUUAGUGCCCUUCUUGAUGCCCUAGGCAAAGGAGCAAAUAUAAAAUCCUAUACGGCGAGGAGUUUACUGGAUAGUUUCGAAUGGCUUGAUGGCUAUGUAAAUCGGUUUGGUAUCUAUUCUGUCAACAUGUCAGAUCCUGCACGUCCCCGAACUGUUAAGAAAUCUGGACAGUUUAUCAAAAGUGUGAUUGCUACCAGAAAAAUUGGAAAAGCAUAUUCUAGAGUUGGUAGUGAUCGUAGCAUCAGUUUUUAACUCUUAUAGGAAACAAUUUGAAAGUAAAUCAAUUUCACUUUGUUUUGUUACAUAUCAUUUGUAACAUAAUAAAGCAUGAGAACUCAAUAAAUAUUGUUUGUUAUUCAA
Messenger RNA from Agrilus planipennis (emerald ash borer), 894 nucleotides. Its product is annotated as cytosolic beta-glucosidase-like. Bases 106 to 786 code for a protein of 226 amino acids. The record is from RefSeq and is a predicted model, not a curated record. Gene Ontology annotation, molecular function: beta-glucosidase activity. Gene Ontology annotation, biological process: carbohydrate metabolic process. The transcript has 5 exons. NCBI's taxonomy places the organism in Eukaryota, Metazoa, Arthropoda, Insecta, Coleoptera, Buprestidae.